CGAAGAAAAGCAAAGAAGAACAGAAGACAAGCGCAAUUCGAAGAAAACUGCAAAUAAAAACCAAGACGACAGCGGAUCAUGUUUGUUCCCUUGCCGGUGCCGUUCGUCUUUCAGAGAACUGCUUCCGACUUCAGCGCCUGGCGUCUCAAGUCACCGCUGGCUCUACGCUCCAGCUCCGAUAUCAGGAUGUCAAAACCAGCAGAGGAUGAGAAGCCUGGGGCAGACUUUCCAGGGGAGAGCACAGACUCCGAGAGGAACAGUCCUGAUGCCAAUGAUCAGGUUCAGCCAAUGAAAACGAGUCCCUUCAGUCUUUCUCCUACCUUGAGCAGCAUCAAGAGUAAAAGUGAGGCGGGACCUGAGAUGAUCUCCACCCAUGUGCCACCUCCUUCCCAGCAGCAGACGCCUCACCCUCACACACAACUCAUGUUGGCAGGGAGUCAGCUGGCAGGGCUGGCUGCCCUCUUGCCUGCGCAGCAGCAGCUGUUGCUUCAGCAGGCCCAGGCUCAGCUCCUGGCCGCCGCCGUGCAGCAGUCCAACGCGGCUCACGCUGCCCAUGCCGCCCACGCAGCCGCCCAAGCCAAUCAGCAGCAGCAGCAGCAACAGCUGACCAAACAGGAGCAAGCUCCGCCCCAGCUCACCCUCUCUCAGCCUAUCCAGCUCACCGCCCAGGAUAUCCAGCAGCUGUUGCAGCUGCAGCAGUUAGUCCUGAUGCCCGGCCACCACCUGCAGUCUCCUCAGUUCCUCCUGCCUCAGGCCCAGGGACAACAGGGGCAGCAGGGUAAGUGGGACCUACUAAGUUUGCUCUCGACACCUAAUUUAAUUUCGCUACCUCAGCAUCAGCAAAGCCAGGGGAGUCUUCUAACUACUCCACCCAGGCUGGGACUGCAAGCACAGCGUCGCCAAGGUGACGGCCUCUCAUCAUUACAGAGGGACAAGAGCGGGGACGGCGGGGUGACCUCUGGGGCCUCGGCAGCCCCCAUGACCUCAGUGACCUCUGGCCCUCACGGCGAGGAGCCCAGUGACCUGGAGGAGCUGGAGCAGUUCGCCCGCACCUUCAAACAGAGACGCAUCAAACUGGGCUUCACACAGGGUGACGUAGGCAUGGCGAUGGGGAAACUGUAUGGGAAUGACUUCAGCCAGACCACCAUCUCUCGCUUCGAGGCUCUAAACCUGAGCUUUAAGAACAUGUGCAAGCUCAAGCCUCUGCUUGAGAAGUGGCUAAACGACGCGGAGACCAUGGCGAUAGACAGCAUGCUUCCCAGCCCGAACUCUCUCUCCUCCCCCAUGAUGGGGUUUGAGGGCAUGACGGGGCGCCGCAGGAAGAAACGCACCAGCAUUGAGACCAACGUCCGCGUGGCCUUAGAGCGCAACUUCAUCUUGAACCAGAAGCCUAACUCAGAGGAGAUUCUCCUGAUGGGCCAGCAGCUCAACAUGGAGAAGGAGGUGAUCCGGGUCUGGUUCUGCAACCGGCGCCAGAAAGAGAAGCGCAUCAACCCUUGCAGUGCCACCCCUCCCCUGCCCAGCCAGCCCCCCUCUAUGACGCACAAACCCCCCUGCUACAGCCCGCACAUGGUGUCCAGUCAGGGGCUGCACCAGGCUGCCACCAGCCUCAGCACAACAGUGACCAGUCCAUUACCCUCAGUGACCUGCCCUCUGACCGUCUGUGGCUCUGCAGCCACCAGCUCCACCCCCUCCUCUAGGACUCCGCCUCCACAUAGCACAGCCAGCCCCGCUCCUCCCACCCUCAGUACCCACAGCCUGAACGCUGGGAACACAAUGAUGGGAGUAAGCACAGGGAUGAACCAGGCUCUCGUCAGCAGCAAUCCCCUGGCCACAAUGCAAGCUCUGGCUGCCAGUGGUGGGCAGCUGCCCAUUUCCAGUCUUGAGGCCGGAGGUCAGAUGAUCCUGGGCGGGGCUGGGGUUCGCCCCUCCCUAUUCCUCAACCGCCACACCCUCCUGCCUAUGGCGUCCCACCAAGCCGGCGUGGGAUUGGUCGGCGGUCCCAGGGGAGCCUCUCCAUCCCCCGGCGCCAGCGGCAUGGACGUCGACUCCUGCUCCGCCUCUCCCUGCUCCAGCCCCGCCUCCUUCGGCUCGUUCAGCGAAGCCUCACCGCUGCCGCUUGGCGGGGCCAUGGCCGAGUGACGACGACACAACCCAAAGGAUCCUAUCGGAAGGAGGAGGAUGAGUUUUAGUGGAGCUUUACAGAAACACCUCACCUUUCAACCAAAGCCAUCUCUCUCUCCCUCCAUUUGUCGCCUCCGCUCUCUCUCCCGGAGUCUUUCAAAGCCAAAAAAAAUACACAGAUUGAAAGAGGAAGAAGAGAGCGAGGAAGAAUGGAGAGGAGGAGAGAACAGGAGAACGGUGGAGAUUUAAACCAAAAAAAUAUAUAUCUAUACAGUUGGAGAGGUGGAAUUGUGGAACGCAGUGAAUGCUAAUGUACAUUUACUCCUUUCUCUGGAAAAGAACAAAUGAACUGAAAACCUGAUGAAAAAGAGGGCAGGGAUGAGAACUGAACUAAGACUCAGAGAGAGAUGGGUGGCAAGGACACGAAAAGAAGGAAAGAAAGAAAGACUUUCAACAAGCUUCAGCAGAUGGAUGGAAAGAAAACCAAAUAAAAAAAACCUACAGGGGAAAAACACACAAAGAGAAAAAUGACAAACAUGCCAAAAUCUCCAAAACCGAAAUACCAAAAACUGAAACCAAAAAAACGGAGAGAAAAGCUUUACUUAAAAGACUUAUGAUUCUGAUCUGUCCAGGAUCAGCACAUCAACCACACUUAACAAGGCCAAAAACAUGUAUUCAUUUCAUCAUAAUAUAUUCUUUUAAAGUUUUGUUUACAACACUUUUACAACGCUUAUUUUUAGUAUUUUAUAUGAUUUGAGCUUUGGGUUAUGUCAUACCAAAUUAUUUGAUAUAGAUAUCUUAGUAGUGUCAGUCCUCCCACAUAUCUCUACCUACCUCUCUAGUGGCUCUACAGUUUCAACCUAGUUACAGUAUUAAACUGUGUUGUGGAUUUAGCAGUCACCUCAGACUAAUAAGAAUUAGUAACUUUCCAACUUAUUUUGUGGUUUAUUUUCUUAUUUCUGAUUUUUCUAAUGAUCAUCGUAAUUAUCAUCAUCAUCAUUAGGGCUAUUAUCUUCAAUAUUUGUUUAAUAUGAUGAGAUAUUUUUAUUUAAACUUUAUUUAACUAGGCAAGUCAGUUAAGAACAACAUCUUAUUUACAAUGACGGCCUACCCCGACCAAACCCGGAUGACGCUUGGCCAAUUGUGCGCCGCCCUAUGGGACUCCCAAUCACGGCCGGUUGUGAUACAGCCUGGAUAUUAUUGCCUCCUUUGUUUCAUAACUUAUUUUAUACAGUGGAGUCAAAAAUGAUUGACACCCUUGAUAAAGAUGAGCAAUAAUGACUCUAUAAAAUAAAUUAUUAAAAUACUGGGCUAUAUUGUAUGCAAAAAAAAUUAAAUUAUGUCAUACGAAUAAUUGCUCAGAGAAAGAGAUUUUCUUUA
Salmo salar (Atlantic salmon) is the source of this 3504-nucleotide messenger RNA. RefSeq names its product POU domain, class 2, transcription factor 2. NCBI's taxonomy places the organism in Eukaryota, Metazoa, Chordata, Actinopteri, Salmoniformes, Salmonidae. Gene Ontology annotation, cellular component: nucleus. Gene Ontology annotation, molecular function: DNA-binding transcription factor activity, RNA polymerase II-specific; RNA polymerase II cis-regulatory region sequence-specific DNA binding. The record is from RefSeq and is a predicted model, not a curated record. Gene Ontology annotation, biological process: regulation of transcription by RNA polymerase II.